UAUUUAAGUAUAACCCAGGCAAAACAAGUAAUAAAUUUAUUAUUCCUCAGUAAUAAUUUCUACCCAUAUCGAUAUCAUACUAACGAGUUCAAAAAGAAAGCGACGAGUUAUUCCAUGCGGUUUGGUCACUCGUUAUGGUCCGCGAAUCAGUUGCCAACGCAAGGAGCAAAACAAGUAAUAAAUUUAUUAUUUCUCAGUAAUAAUUUCUACCCAUAUCGAUAUCAUACUAACGAGUUCAAAAAGAAAGCGACGAGUUAUUCCAUGCGGUUUGGUCACUCGUUAUGGUCUGUGGACCAGUUGCCAGCGCAA
Molecule: messenger RNA, 309 nt
Organism: Heterotrigona itama
Lineage: Eukaryota; Metazoa; Arthropoda; Insecta; Hymenoptera; Apidae
Source: the annotation of a GenBank genome assembly